AUGGGGGUCAGGGCCCGGGGCCGCCCCAACGAGCCGCCUCUGCUGCUGCUGCUGCUGUUGCUGCUGUGGCUGUUGCUGGUCCUGGGCCCUGCGGCCCAAGGCGGCCCCUCCUCCGCCCCACCAGUCCGGGACCUGGAUGAGUGUGCUGAAGGGACGGACGACUGUCAUGCAGAUGCCUUCUGCCAAAACACUUCCAAGUCCUACAAGUGCACCUGCAAACCAGGCUACCGAGGAGAAGGAAAGGACUGUGAAGACAUUGAUGAAUGUGAUAACGAACUCAACGGAGGCUGCGUUCAUGAAUGUUUCAACAUUCCUGGCAAUUACCGCUGCACUUGUUACGAUGGCUUCAUGUUGGCUCAUGAUGGUCAUAAUUGCCUUGAUGUGGAUGAGUGUCUGCUUAACAAUGGUGGCUGUCAGCACACAUGUGUCAAUGCCAUGGGCAGUUACGAGUGCCAGUGCCAAGUGGGGUUCUUCCUGAGUGACAACCAGCAUACUUGCAUUCAUCGUUCAGAAGAGGGUUUGAGCUGCAUGAAUAGAGAUCACGGUUGUAGCCACAUCUGCAGGGAAACUCCAAAGGGAGAAGCAGCCUGUGAUUGUAGACCUGGCUUCCAACUGGCAAAGAACCAGAGGGACUGCAUCUUGACAUGCAACCAUGGAAAUGGCAGGUGCCAGCACAUAUGUGAUGAUACGGCUAAUGGGCCUGAGUGUGGUUGUCACCCAAAGUACAAGGUGCACCCGGAUGGGAAAGCCUGCUUGGAGAGAGAGGAGGCUGUGCUGGAGUUCCCGGAGAACAACGCGACAGUAAUAAUUGACGUUGACAAACGAGUGAAACGGCGAUUGCUCAUGGAAACAUGUGCUGUAAACAAUGGGGGCUGCGAUCGCACCUGUAAAGACACCUCUACCGGCGUUCACUGUAGCUGUCCAGUGGGAUUCACCCUUCAAUUGGAUGGGAAGACCUGCAAAGAUAUUGAUGAAUGCCAGACCAGUAAUGGAGACUGUGAUCACUUCUGCAGAAACACUGUUGGCAGUUUUGAUUGCAGCUGCAAAAAAGGAUUUAAACUAUUAACAGAUGAGAAAUCUUGUCAAGACAUCGACGAGUGCUCUUUUGAAAGGACCUGCGACCACACCUGCAUCAAUUAUCCUGGCUCAUUUGAGUGCACUUGUGACAAAGGGUACAGUCUGUACGGCUUCACCCAUUGUGGAGAUGUUAAUGAGUGUAGCAUCAACAAUGGAGGCUGCCAGCAAAUCUGUGUGAACACCUUGGGAGGCUAUAAAUGUCAGUGUCACUCAAACCACAAACUUCACUGGAAUAAAAAGGAUUGUGUAGAGGUGGAGGGGUUCCUGCCCGAUAAUGUAUCAUCCCGAGUGUUGCUGCGCUGUGUUAAGAGUGGUGGAGGUGAGAGAUGCUUCUUGAUCUGCCAAUCAGAUAUUCACCUCACUUCAGGAUUUCAAGAUGCCUACACGAUCACCUGUGGCUCCUCUUCCCAUCCCAGGAGCAAACAGAAUAAAUCAAAUGACUUUUAUCACUCGGAUGUCUCCACCAUCAGGACAAGUGUAACCUUUAAGUUUAAUGAAGGAAAGUGUAGUUUGAAAAAAGCUGAGCUGUUUCCAGAGGGUCUGCGGCAAAAGACACCAGAGAAGCACAAUACAGUAAAAGAGAGCUUCCACUACAUCAACCUGACAUGCAAUUCUGGCAGAAAAGUCCCUGGAGCGUCUGACAGAACCACAUCAUCCAAAGAAAUGUUUAUCACUGUUGACUUUGAGCUUGAAACUAACCAAAAGGAUGUGUCAGCCUCGUGCAAUUUGAGCUGCAUUCGCAAGAGGACAGAGAAGAAGCUGCGCAAAACCAUCCGCCUCCUGCGGAAAACCAUCCACCGGGAGCAGUUUUUCCUCCGCUUCUCUGACAUCGAUCAUGAGGUGGCCAGAAGGAGCUCAAGAGCUCCAGAGCACCCCGCAGAAUCCUGUAGCGUGGGGCAAGGCUGGAGGGACAACCGCUGUGUUAGUUGUGCUGUGGGAACGUACUACGACGGGGAACAAGAACAAUGUAUUCUAUGUCCAAAUGGAACAUAUCAAGAUGAAGAAGGACAAAUAACUUGUGAGCCAUGCCCUCAUUCUGAGAAUACAGGGACUCAAAAGACAGCAGGGGCUCGCAAUGUGUCUGAAUGUGGAGGUCAAUGCCCACCUGGUGAAUAUUCCUCUGAUGGCUUCUCCCCAUGCCAGGCCUGCCCCCUGGGCACCUACCAGCCUGAACCUGGCCGCACUUCUUGUUUGUUAUGUGGUGGAGACCUCCUCACCAAAUACCUUGGUGCUUCCAGUUUUCAGGAUUGUGAGACUAAAGUUCAGUGUUCACCUGGACAUUUCUACAACACUACAACCCACCGCUGUAUUCGCUGCCCUGGGGGUACUUACCAGCCAGAAUUUGGACAAAAUUACUGCAUUUCAUGCCCCGGAAAUACUACUUCUGACUUUGAUGGCUCCACAAACAUAACACAGUGUAAAAACAGGCACUGCGGGGGUGAACUGGGAGAUUUUACGGGCUACAUUGAGUCCCCGAACUACCCGGGGAAUUACCCUGCCAACACCGAGUGCACCUGGACCAUCAAUCCUCCACCUAAGCGCCGCAUUUUGAUCGUGGUUCCGGAGAUAUUUCUGCCUAUCGAGGACGAGUGCGGAGACCACCUGGUGAUGCGGAAAAGUUCCUCCUCCAACUCCGUGACAACAUACGAAACCUGCCAAACCUACGAACGCCCCAUAGCUUUCACCUCCAGAUCGAAGAAGCUAUGGAUUCAGUUUAAAUCCAAUGAGGGGAACAGUGCUAAAGGAUUCCAGGUCCCUUACGUUACCUAUGAUGAGGAUUACCAGGAGCUCAUUGAAGAUAUCGUUCGAGAUGGCCGGCUUUAUGCAUCGGAAAAUCAUCAGGAAAUUCUCAAGGAUAAGAAGCUGAUCAAAGCUCUGUUUGAUGUAUUGGCACAUCCACAGAAUUAUUUCAAGUACACAGCACAAGAAUCCAGAGAAAUGUUCCCAAGAUCAUUCAUCCGCCUCCUACGCUCUAAAGUUUCCAAGUUCUUACGGCCUUACAAAUGAGAGUCCCCUCCGCCUCACCAGCUCUGGAUGCUAAGCAGUGCCCAAACCUGAGAGGUUCUUAAGGGUCGGAGCUAUGCCUGUCUUCAGCCCGUGAGCACAAAGUCAGACUGGAGUCCUCUUUAGAGUUUGAUUUUCACAGACAAUACAGUUAUUUCGAUGAA
Messenger RNA from Tachyglossus aculeatus (Australian echidna), 3245 nucleotides. RefSeq names its product signal peptide, CUB domain and EGF like domain containing 2 (gene SCUBE2). Gene Ontology annotation, cellular component: cell surface. The record is from RefSeq and is a predicted model, not a curated record. Gene Ontology annotation, molecular function: calcium ion binding. The transcript has 23 exons. Bases 1 to 3084 code for a protein of 1027 amino acids. Lineage: Eukaryota; Metazoa; Chordata; Mammalia; Monotremata; Tachyglossidae. Gene Ontology annotation, biological process: signal transduction.